Molecule: messenger RNA, 2498 nt
Organism: Sphaerulina musiva SO2202
Lineage: Eukaryota; Fungi; Ascomycota; Dothideomycetes; Mycosphaerellales; Mycosphaerellaceae
Product: NAD(P)-binding protein
Exons: 1
Coding region: 486-1190 (234 amino acids)
Cellular component (GO): cytoplasm
Molecular function (GO): oxidoreductase activity, acting on the CH-OH group of donors, NAD or NADP as acceptor
Source: RefSeq, a predicted model, not a curated record
GUACAUGUUAGGCAGCUGAAGACCUUUCCUGAUCGCUGCCAUAUUACGGGAAUACGUCCCAACUGUUGUUAUAAAGUACAUCUACAGCUUCCCAAUCGACCAUGCAUCAAUACGGCCCCGUGCUCGACUUUCCAAUCAAGUCUAAGAUCGUCGCUAUUACUGGUGGAGGGUCGGGCAUUGGUAAGUGGCAUGGCCUUGCGGCGUGUGCUCAAGAGGUCGGAGAACAUCGCUGGGGGUUGUGCUUGGAGUCAUGAGGGCUCUUAUCAUGAACAACAGCAAGAACCGACGCUCCCAGUACAACUUCCCGACUCCUGACCGCUCACCCAAAAGAGCACCGUAGUGCGUUGUGGCGAGCUCCUUGCUCACGCUUAUGUUUUGUAGGCUUCGCCUUUGCACGCCUCUGCAACAUACGGGGUGCAAAGGUCCUGAUUGGCGACUUGAAGCUUGUUCCAGCAGCGCAAGAAUAUCUUGCCAGUGCUACUGAUAUGCACUUCCAGCAGUGCGAUGUCAGCCACUGGCAGUCCCUGCACGACCUCAUCUCAUCCAGUGUGAAUACAUUUGGCGAUGUUCCCGACGUUUACGUGCCCUCAGCCGGCCUCUUCGAGCCCCCGUCGAGCAAUUUCUGGGACGAUACCGAGGUGGAUUCUUACAAGACAAUCCAGAUCAACGUCAACCAUCCGAUCAAAUUCACCCGCCUAGCCAUGCGUGCUCUCGCUGGAGCGGAGAAGCAGGGCGUCGUUUGCUUGUUGUCUAGCACGGCUGGUCUUGGUGGCCAUUAUCUGGCUAAUCUGUAUACAGCUUCAAAACAUGCUGUACUUGGCUUUGCGAAGUCCAUGGGUCAAGCAGAUGUCGAUGAAGGCGUCAAAAUAAUUUGCGUCCUUCCUGGCUUGGUCCAAACGCCUUUGUGGGAAGAUCGAGAAGACGACCCUGCAGCGUGGGAACAGUAUUUGAAGAUGUUGAAGUCCGGGCUACAACCUGAAGAUAUAGCCAAUCUGAUGCUGAAGAUGAUCGAAAGCCGAGAAUAUGAAGGAGGCACUUGCGUCCUGAAAGUGACCAAGGGAGAAGAACACACCCAAGAAGAAGGGUUCUCGAAAAAGGCUGCGAAAAGCAAUUCUGAUCCCAAGCCCGAGCCGGAUUUGAAGCGCAUCCAGAGCCUCAUGCGAGCAGAGAGAGGCAAGAAAUGGACAUAGUUGAAGAUAGGGAUUUCUGUGUUCGUUGUUCUGUCAGGAAGUCAAGUUGGGUCUAUCGAAGCACCUCGCAGCUCCGAUAGCCCAUCUUGGGCGCAAACACAGACCGAAGGUUUCUCCAGAACUCGCUCAAUCGGUCCCAGUGCGUCCACUGGCUGGCGUGUCGGCAGCAGGCUGUGAGUUGGAUCUAGAGGGUCCCUCCUCCGGAUCUGGCAGUAGACCAUUAGGCAGAGCAAUGUUCAAAGCAGCCAAAAUUUUGCAGCUCUCCCUCUGCUUUCCAACUUCUGUCAUCCGUUUCGUACGUCUCCUCAGGUCGACCCCAACCUUGUUCUGUACUGCUGAGCCCGCGUAUUUCCAGUCAGGUUGCGGACGGCACUUGUCGGCACGCAUGUGUAGCCAUUUACGCAUCGAGUCCAUAAUCUUCGGGAGAGUCGGCUCCGCUGUGUUUAAAGUGAUGAGGAGGUUUUUGUUCUUCUUCAGAUGCGUCUCUUCGUGAGGCGGCACUCGCUUAAUCCAGAGAAGCAAUCCAUCGAAAUUGAAGUCGGUGACUGCACACUUGAUGGGGCAAGUUGCAUGCAUCAAGGGUAAUACCUCAUUGCGGACUUGUCUCGAAGUGAGAGUUAGGGCAUGGGGCGAAGGGAGCCUUCGCGAACUGUUGUCGGGCGUAUCUGUGCCGUGCUUCGGACUGGUUGGCAGGAUAUGGAUCACGACCUUCUCCAGAGCCAGUCGGUAAAUCUCGAUGCGCAAUUCCGCGGGCAAGUCGAAGAAGGAGGUCUUGGAUCCGACUGGUGGUGCAAGCUUGGGUGGUGCUGGCUGCAGUGCGCGGUAGGUGAGUUUUCGAGCCAUUACGGGUGGUGGUCGAGGAAGAAAGCCGAAUUACGGUGUGCGAAGGGCGAUGCGCUGCUUUUGUUGGGUCGCUGACUAGCUAGCUCUGCAUGGUCCAUACGCGCAAGAGGAUGGAAGCGAACCGUGAAGCCAGCACAGUGGUACCUCCGAGUGGUAAGUAGUAAAGUAGACUGCUGCCAAAUUGACAGAGGGCGCACGCCGUGACGCCGCGCGCGAGGCUGGCCAGAAUAAUUACUUUCCGUGGAUUUGACUCCCAGGCUCCCUUGCCUUUUGCCGCCAACCGCUAUAGGAUUCCAGAGUCACGCCAGGCGGCCGGAGUGUCCAGUGCACAUGCUUGCCGGUCGACGUGAGACCAGUAUUGGGCCGGAGGAAGUUUGAGGGCGGCCGCGCUGUGGCCGAGCGGAAGGGUGUCAAGUCGGCAGGAGAGGUCCACUACUACGUGUACAGUACCUACCUGACCUACCU